Molecule: messenger RNA, 3231 nt
Organism: Myotis daubentonii (Daubenton's bat)
Lineage: Eukaryota; Metazoa; Chordata; Mammalia; Chiroptera; Vespertilionidae
Gene: GPAT4
Product: glycerol-3-phosphate acyltransferase 4
Biological process (GO): triglyceride biosynthetic process
Cellular component (GO): endoplasmic reticulum
Molecular function (GO): glycerol-3-phosphate O-acyltransferase activity
Source: RefSeq, a predicted model, not a curated record
GCCGACGGCGGGGGCGGGGGGACGCGCGGGGCACGUCAGAGCGGCGUAGACAAAGGCGGCGCGCGCACGUCUGACGCACGGCUCGGCGCGGCGGCGGGCCAGGGGGGAGGGGCCGGCACCGGAGGGCCGGGGAGCCGCGCAGCCUCGCGGUCGCUUUGGCAGCAUGUAAGCAACUUCUUGCCAAGAACCCAGGUCACUGCUGAGAAAAGGGGGCCUUAGGGAGAAGAAUAUCCAGAGGAAGCCAAUGCCAGGAGCGUCUGGAAUUACACUCACCACAGGCAGCAUGAGACAUUCUGUGCCAGCAUCUGUGUCCUGCUGGCAAAGACUGCAGCUGUCCAGGUAGGAGGGUCCUGGAAGCAGCGUGCACCAGGAGCCCUGGAGGAAGAAUGGGGCCAGAUAUGAACUCUCUACAAUGAACCAAUUUUCAGCUUGCGAAGGAAUUUUAAGUAAAACAGUUAUUUAAUUUCUACAUAUUCACGUUCAGUAGCCUUCUGUGUGAAGUGCCAGCAGUCACCCCCCUCCACUGGAGUUACCAGGAUAUUUCUGGCACCACGUUGAACUCUUCUCGGUACUUCUGGCAAUGACAGAGCUUCAGGACAGAUUUAUCUGCUAAAUGCGCUCGGGCAGGAGAAACAGUAAAACUCUGGAGCAGCCUAAGGGCAGCAGAGCAGAGAUCCCGCCCUUGCUGCUCACUGUCACAGAAAGUCAGCCUGGACUCGAACGCUCACCCUGAAGAUUGACCCUGCCUCCUUCACCUCCCGAGCCCGUCUGUUCCGGGAGAUCCGGUGUUUGUGGGCUGCCUCCUGUGGCCCUUUUUACUUCACUCCCCUCCCAUGCUCUCUAUGAUGUGGACUUUGGAAUGGAGUUUGUUCUCCGUUGGGAGCUGACUCUGUUUCCCCAGCUGGUGCUGUCUGAGAGGACCAUCUGAAGGCUGUGCUUUGUUCUUGGGAGGAGGUCAUGGCCUUGCCUGGGCCCUCCACCAUGUUCCUGUUGCUGCCUUUUGAUAGCCUGAUUGUCAACCUCCUGGGCAUCUCCCUGACUGUCCUCUUCACCCUGCUUCUUGUUUUCAUCAUAGUCCCCGCUAUUUUUGGAGUCUCCUUUGGUAUUCGAAAGCUCUACAUGAAAACUUUGUUAAAAAUUUUUGCGUGGGCGACCUUGAGAAUGGAGAGAGGCGCCAAAGAGAGGAACCACCAACUCUACAAGCCCUACACCAAUGGAAUUAUUGCAAAAGAUCCCACUUCACUAGAAGAAGAGAUCAAAGAAAUUCGUCGAAGUGGUAGCAGUAAGGCUCUGGAUAAUACUCCAGAGUUUGAGCUCUCUGACAUUUUCUACUUUUGCCGGAAAGGGAUGGAGACCAUUAUGGAUGAUGAGGUGACAAAGAGAUUCUCCGCGGAGGAGUUGGAGUCCUGGAACCUGCUGAGCAGAACCAAUUACAACUUCCAGUACAUCAGCCUCCGGCUCACUAUCCUGUGGGGCUUAGGAGUGCUGAUUCGGUAUUGCUUCCUCCUGCCUCUGAGGAUCGCUCUCGCUUUCACAGGGAUUAGCCUUCUGGUGGUGGGCACAACUGUGGUGGGAUACUUGCCAAAUGGGAGGUUUAAGGAGUUCCUGAGUAAACACGUUCACUUAAUGUGUUACCGGAUCUGCGUGCGAGCCCUGACAGCCAUCAUCACCUACCACGACAGGAAAAACAGGCCUAGAAACGGUGGCAUCUGUGUGGCCAAUCAUACCUCUCCUAUUGACGUCAUCAUUUUAGCCAGUGAUGGCUAUUAUGCCAUGGUGGGUCAAGUGCACGGGGGACUCAUGGGUGUGAUUCAGAGAGCCAUGGUGAAGGCCUGCCCUCACGUCUGGUUUGAGCGGUCUGAGGUGAAAGAUCGCCACCUGGUGGCUAAAAGACUGACUGAGCACGUGCAGGAUAAAAGCAAGCUACCUAUCCUCAUCUUCCCAGAGGGAACCUGCAUCAAUAAUACAUCCGUGAUGAUGUUCAAAAAGGGAAGUUUUGAAAUUGGAGCCACGGUUUACCCUGUUGCUAUCAAGUAUGACCCUCAGUUCGGUGAUGCCUUCUGGAACAGCAGCAAGUAUGGGAUGGUGACGUACCUGCUGAGAAUGAUGACCAGCUGGGCCAUCGUCUGCAGCGUUUGGUACCUGCCUCCCAUGACCAGAGAGGCAGAUGAAGAUGCUGUCCAGUUUGCAAAUAGGGUGAAAUCCGCCAUUGCCAGGCAGGGAGGACUCGUGGACCUGCUGUGGGAUGGUGGUCUGAAGAGGGAGAAGGUGAAGGAUGCUUUCAAAGAGGAGCAGCAGAAGCUGUACAGCAAGAUGAUUGUUGGGAACCACGAGGACAGGAGCCGGUCUUGAGCCCACACCUCGCACUGGCCGGAGCCGCUGUGCCCGAAUCCUGGCACUCCUGAUGGGAGCCAGCUGGAGUCUUUGCCGCCGCCCCCACUGCUGCAUUCCUUCCAGACUCAGGUCUUCGGGCUGCUCUGGAUCCUGGCGCCAGCUUCUUCAGAGCCGCAGGGCCCGGGCUUGCCCUCUGAAGCGAGUGCUACUGGGUGUUGCCGCCCAGGACGAGAGGCCUUCUUGUUUCUUUUACACUAAGUCCAUUGGAGGAAUGAAUGCCAUUAAAGUCAGCCCUCCACCUGUGCGCACGCGGGGCUGAGUGAUGGGGAGGAUUCGGCCACAUUCCCGUGCUGGGCCCAUGGGACACCCACAUGCCAGGGACGUGGCCGGGGGAAGGGCCACCCACUCGGGAGGAGAGGCACUGCGAGGCAGGGUGGCCGGCCAGCCCCGCAUCGCCCAGCCCUGGGCUUGGCGGACUGGAUAAAGGAAACUGUUGUCUGCCGGGGCUUUCGGCAGAAUGAAGUGUUAAAUUCCCAUGCAGUCACCCAAGGGCGUGGGAAGAGGCAGGACGGACCCGUGACUAGUGUGUGGUGGGAACCAGGAGUCAUUUCACGUUCAAACUCCAGUGCCCCCCAAACUCCCAUGUGACUUGCUCUUUGUUAACACGUGCCUCAGUUUUCCCAUCUGUAACCUGGAUCGGGAGGGGAGGGGUGGUGAUACCUACCUCACAGGGUUGUUGUGGGGACUGAAGUGCUACUGUGCGUGAAGGAUAAUGGAGCUCAGUGUUCCAAGUCCAGGACCCUGAGAUGUGGCAGGACAAGGGCAGAGCUUGGCGCUGCUGCCCUGGCUUCGGCGUUGUUCUGUGAGUAAAUAAAAUGGUCUUUGACGGUGAAUGAA